AUGCUUUGCGUGCUUCAAGCAAGUGGUGUCAAGGCGGCAGCAGCCAGGCGCAUCGUCAACACCCCAUCAUCCACAUCAACCGCAAGCCGUCAGCUAUUCUUUACAAGCACGAUCAGCCGCGAGCAAGAUGGGCAAAAGGGGUGUAGCGGCCAGCUGGCCAAGAAGGUUGUGAGGAAUCCGCUUAUGAUGAGCCAUGGCUACGCCAAGUCCUGUCCCAAGAUUGCGGGCUUGGAGACCUUCCUUGGCUGA
Molecule: messenger RNA, 249 nt
Organism: Kickxella alabastrina
Lineage: Eukaryota; Fungi; Kickxellomycota; Kickxellomycetes; Kickxellales; Kickxellaceae
Exons: 2
Coding region: 1-249 (82 amino acids)
Source: RefSeq, a predicted model, not a curated record